CACAUUCUCCAGUCCUGGAAUCGUUUGGAAGAUUUUCUUUGUUUCUCUGUGCUACGGCAAGCUUUCUGUCUCGGGUAAACUUAGAGACGAGAAUGGAGAAGCACACUUUGAUAGACCUGGAGCUUAGCAGAGAUGGAUUAUUAUUUAAUCCUCCUAACGACCCAAUGAGGGAAAAGUUCAAUUGGAAGACUUACUUCACCAUCUUGAGAAAGAAGGGAUUGAACUCCUUGCCUUUACAGAAGAACAACUCUACUUUGUCUGGUGCUUGUUACAGCAAAGACAGGCUGAGGACUGCUACCAGAAGUCUAGAAGAGCUGUCAGGGAAGCACAUGGAAGAAAUUAAAGAAGUAGAAAAUUAUGCAGACCGUGUCUGUAACUUACCAGACGAAAAGGAAGCAUUUUCUCAUGGUUAUGAAAAGGAAAGCAAGCAGCCUAGACAUGAGUUUAAAGGGCUCCAACUCAAACCGGAAGUGCAAAUAAAGGAGGUCGAAAUGUUUUAUCAAGAAGGCUUCUCUGAAAUAGCUCUGAGCAGCCCUAGUGAACAGAUUGCACACUUACUCAUGGAAAGAAGUACACUCUUGAGGAAACUGGAACGAGGGGAUCCCAAACCAGAAUCACAAAGAUGUCUGAGCAGUAACCUACAGAAAGAAUUUCCCCAGGAGAAAUUUGAACAAACUCAUCAGCCUCUGCAAAGGGAACAUCAGAAACAUCAAGAACUUGUGCAUCAGUCUAAAAAAAGUCUGAGUGAGUCCCAUAAUGAAGACCCAGAAAAAGGUAAAAUAUCACAAAACUGCAGAGAGAGAGAUAUGGAACAAGUAACAAGGAGGUUAGGGAUGGCCCCUGAAGAGAUCCGAAGGCUCACUGAUGAACUACAAGGGAAGGAGAAAGAACAGAGUAAAUUAGAGUCUGCACUUGAGAAGUCUCAACUAGAAAUCAAGAAAUUGAAAGAAAAUUUGAUAAAGCUGAAAGAAAAUGACUCAGUUGACCUACGGAAAGCAAAGGAACAUAAUCAGAGACUGGAUGAGGAAAUUCUGGCUUUAAGAAAUCGAGUUCGAUCACUUGACUCAGAAAGAAAGGUACUUGGAGAAGAGGUUGAAAGGCUUAAAGGAGAAAUUUGUGAAUCUCAAGAGAAUAAGCAACUUGGAAACCACUCUCCUGGAAAAAUGGUGGGUGCUGAACAGAAAGCAGAGAUAUUGAAAAUGAGCCAAGAAAAAAUUGAAAUAUUUGAAAGUGAGUUGUCAGAAGAGAGAGAAAGGAAAAAGCAAUUGACAUCUGAUCUUAAUACUGUGCAGAAGGCUUUGAAAGUUGAAAGUGAGGAAUUGCAAAAAUCAAAGUCAGAACUUAUAUGCCUUUAUAGUGAAAUUCAAAGUCUUCCAGGGGCAGAAGAAGACAGAGACCAUUUUUUAAUAGCAUAUGACCUGCUACAAAGAGAGAAUUCUGAAUUAGAAGCAAAGGUCUUGAAGCUUUCACAAGAAUUUGAGCAAUUAAAUCAUUUUACUGUAGGGAGAAAAACUGCCGUUGCUAAUUUAAUUACAACUGAAAAUAUCUGUAAAGAUCUUGUGUCUAAAGUACCAAUUUUGGAAGUAGACAUUCAAAGCCCAAAGGAAGAGAGAGAGGAACUCUGUCCUGAAUUAGGAGAAAGUAAGCAGAAGGAAAUUCCAGAGGAGGCAGUAAAGGAGGGCACUUUUCCAAGAGAGGGACAGGAGGAGGACUCACGGCAGAACCAAGAUAUGAAAGGUGAAGAACAGCAAUUGACCUUGAAGCCUGAGGAAGUCGUGAGGCUCAGAGAAGAGCUGAGCUGUAUGAAUCAGAGCCUCCUUCAGUCUCAGAGCUCUGGGGAUAGCUCAGAUGACAGUAGCGUCCAGUAUCCAUCAUCUGGAGAAAAACUGAAAUACCAGCAGCAAGAGGAGCUACAGCAACUUCGCCAAAAUUUGCACCGGCUCCAGAUUCUAUGCAACUCUGCAGAAAAGGAGCUUCGAUAUGAGCGAGGAAAGAACUUGGACUUAAAGCAGCAUAACAGCUUACUUCAGGAAGAAAGCAUUAAGAUCAAAAUUGAACUCAAGCAGGCCCAGCAGAAGUUAUUAGACAGCGCAAAGUUGUGCUCUUCACUCACAGCUGAGUGGAAGCACUGUCAGCAGAAAAUCAAGGAACUGGAGCUGGAAGUACUUAAACAGGCUCAGAGCAUUAAAUCACAGAACAACCUACAGGAAAAGCUGGCUCAGGAGAAAUCUAGACUUGCUGAUGCAGAGGAAAAGGUUUUGGAUCUGCAGCAGAAAUUAGAACAUGCUCAUAAAGUCUGUCUCACAGACACUUGUAUUUUGGGGAAGAAGCAAUUAGAGGAAAGGAUAAAAGAAGCAAUAGAAAAUGAAGCUAAAAUAAAGCAACAAUAUAAGGAGGAACAACAGAAGAGGAAACUCCUAGAUCAGAAUAUGAAUGAGCUACAAAAGCAAGUGAAAAUCUUAAAGGAUAAAGAGAAUCAACUGGAAAUGACCAGUUCUCAGCAACAAUGCAGAAUUCAGCAACAAGAGGCCCAACUUAAACAACUGGAAAAUGAAAAAAGAAAAUCUGAUGAGCAUCUCAAGAGCAACCAGGAAUUGUCAGAGAAGCUGUCUGGGUUGCAGCAGGAGAAGGAAGCUCUACGUGAAGAGUAUGGGCAAUUUUUGAAGCGGCUUGAUGUCCAUGUGAGAAACUAUAAUGAGAAACAUCACCACCACAAAGCCAAGCUUCGCAGAGUCAAGGAUCGUUUAGUUCAUGAAGUAGAACUCCGAGAUGAGAGAAUCAAACAACUUGAAAAUGAGAUUGGAGCCCUGCGGCAACAAAUGGAAAAGGAGAAGGCAUUCCAGGACCAGAUCACCACCCAAAAUGAUAUCCUGCUCCUUGAAAAGAGGAAACUUCUGGAGCAGCUCACAGAGCAAGAGGAAUUGAUCCACGGCAAUAAAUGGGUAAUAUCUUCCGUCCAGAGCAGAGUAUUUUUCCUGGAUAAAGAAAAUAAGCAGCUACAAGAAAACAGUCUCCGGCUCACCCAGCAGGUUGGUCUCUUAGAGCGGAUCAUAAGGAGCAUCCAGAUCCGCAGAGGGGAGGAAACAACAAUUAGUGACAUCCCUGAAUUUGAAGUAUUGAAUAAAAUUGUGCCCUUACCAAACUCCAGUUUUUCAGGAACGGGUUUGGUAGAGUCAGCUGGAAGUCUUCAAGAAACUGAAGAACAUAGGUCAGAAGAAGCAAUGGUAAACCCCAAGUCCCUCGAGUCUCUUUCGUGUUCACAGAAUUCUGAAGCUGGAUACAUAAACGUGGCUUCUCUGAAAGAAAUACAUCGCAUCCAAGAAUAA
Molecule: messenger RNA, 3326 nt
Organism: Physeter macrocephalus (sperm whale)
Lineage: Eukaryota; Metazoa; Chordata; Mammalia; Artiodactyla; Physeteridae
Gene: CCDC30
Product: coiled-coil domain containing 30
Exons: 24
Coding region: 93-3326 (1077 amino acids)
Source: RefSeq, a predicted model, not a curated record